AUGUCUCAUCGAGACACAACACGGGGCCCAGAUAUACAGCGAUACGUGACCGCCACAGGACCAGCCUUUUCAUCCAGCCCGUGGCAGAGUCCGCGGUCCAGAUCCGUGGCACAAGUAUCCGUGAGCUCAACGCCGCCGCCUGUGGACGACGACGAGGACUUGAGUGACUUGGAGCCCAGCUUCAACACCAUGGAAGACAGACGAGCUCCAUCUCGACCGCUCCACCGGCCCACCGAUGGGCGCUCACAGCAGCCCUUGUUGCGUAAAGCUGGUGAUGACGAUGAGGAGCGUGGGAGGCCUGGAUAUCCCACUUCGCCAGAGAUGCAUGAUCGCCCGCCACUGUUUACGAGGCGGUCGACGAUGAGGAGCCGGAGUCCAGACACCCAGGCGCAACUGGCGGCGCGGAAGAAAUACACAUAUGCCGCCUUCUUUCUGGGAGUGAGUCUGGUUAGUUUUGUCAUUCAGACAGAAACGGCCGUCUAUAUCCAAUCGGAGCUGGGAUGGAAUAAGGCGUAUUGCAUGCUAUAUCUGACCCAUGGCUCAUGGUCGCUAUUAUGGCCCUUUCAGCUCCUUGUUCUCCGAAUUCAAAAGUGGAAUAUGCCUUGGUCGACGUUCUGGCGACGACACAUUUAUCUCGUUCGGACCACAGCACAAAUGGUGGAGGCACAGCGUUUAUCCGUAUCUCCCCGACAACACUCUCCAAUCCCAUAUAUGCUACGAAUGACGGCUUUCAUUACCUGUGCACUUACCGUUGCGGGAGGGUCAUGGUAUGUUGCAGUUGAUCUUACCACGGCCUCAGAUCUUACUGCAAUCUACAACUGCUCGGCUUUUUUUGCAUACGCAUUUAGUGUGCCCAUUCUGAAGGAAAAGCUCCGGAUGGGCAAAUCGAUGGCGGUACUUGUUGCCAUCAUAGGUGUAUUAAUCAUCGCCUAUGGAGGUAAGGAGAGUGACGGGGCUGCGGAAGAUGAUGGUGCACCGAAGGGAUCAAAGAACCGAGUCGCAGGAAACAUCAUUAUCGGCAUUGGAAGCGUACUUUAUGGAUUCUAUGAAGUACUAUACAAGAGAUUAGCAUGUCCGCCAGAGGGAACAAGUCCCGGGCGAGGCAUGAUAUUCGCUAAUACCUUUGGCUCGUUGAUCGGCUCGUUCACACUCCUCGUUCUCUGGUUUCCUCUACCUAUUCUACAUGUUUUAGGAUGGGAAGUAUUCGAGCUUCCUAGAGGAAAUACUGCAUGGCUGCUGCUCGUUUCUGUCCUGGCCAACGCUACCUUUUCCGGCAGUUUCCUAGUUUUAAUCAGCCUUACCAGCCCGGUAUUAAGCAGCGUGGCAGCCCUGCUAACGAUCUUCCUCGUAGCUAUCGCUGAUUGGUUCUUGACCGGGAAAGCUCUGUCCUCCGCAUCACUGUUCGGUGGCUUGCUCAUUGUUGCGGCGUUCUUGGUCCUGAGUUGGAGUACAUAUAGAGAGAUGCAAGAGGAGUCGAGGAAACAGGUGGAUUUGAAUGAGUCGGACAGCGACUUGAAUGAAUAG
Molecule: messenger RNA, 1524 nt
Organism: Venustampulla echinocandica
Lineage: Eukaryota; Fungi; Ascomycota; Leotiomycetes; Helotiales; Pleuroascaceae
Product: Multidrug resistance efflux transporter EmrE
Exons: 2
Coding region: 1-1524 (507 amino acids)
Source: RefSeq, a predicted model, not a curated record